AUGGGGGAAAUCAAUAAAAAACUUAGUGAUUGGGAUUCUACGAAAGGAUUGCGGGAACCUAUAAAAACUCUGGAGGAUAAAUGGAAACUUGUUCCAUCAUUUCUCCAAGUGAAAGGAUUAGUAAAGCAGCACAUUGAUUCUUUUAAUUAUUUCAUCAAUGUGGAAAUUAAAAAGAUUGUUCAGGCAAAUGAAAAAGUAUUCUGCGAUGCUGAUCCUCUAUUCUACAUUAAAUACUUAAAUGCAUAUGUUGGAACUCCAGAUUUAGAAGAAGGUUUUAAUAUAACAAAACCAACAACACCGCAUGAAUGUCGUUUACGAGACAUGACAUAUUCUGCACCAAUCACUGUUGAUAUUGAGUAUAUCAGAGGCAAUCAGAGGGUCAUAAAAAAUAAACAAUUAAUUGGAAGAAUGCCAUUAAUGCUACGAUCAUCAAAUUGCGUUUUAACAAAUAAAUCGGAUUAUGAACUUGCACAGUUAAAUGAAUGCCCACAUGACCCCGGAGGUUAUUUUAUUAUUAGAGGUCAAGAAAAAGUUAUCCUAAUUCAAGAACAAUUGUCAAGAAACAGGAUGAUUGUAGAUGAGUUCAAAGGUGCUAUUCAAUGUCAAGUUACAAGUUCCACUCAUGAAAAGAAAACUAGAACUAAUAUAAUUGUUAAAAAUGGGAAAUAUGUCUUGAGACAUAAUGCACUUUCAGAUGAUAUUCCAAUAGCUGUAGCAUUCAAGGCUAUGGGCAUCUGUAGUGAUCAAGAAAUAAUACAGCUAGUUGGUUCAGAUGAUGCAAUCGCAAAAAAGAUGGCACCUUGCAUUAUGGAUUGUCAUACUUUAAAAAUAUUUACACAAAACCAGGCCCUGACAUAUAUUGGAAGUAAACUUAAAGUAAAAAGAUUUCAGACCGCAAAUACCAAAGCGCGCUCUCCGAUCGAUGAGGCUAGAGAGCUUCUAGCUACAACCGUCCUAGCACAUAUAGCGGUCGAUAAUUACAACUUUUACGUGAAAGCAAUCUAUCUGGCGAUAAUGGUGAAAAGAAUAAUCCAGGCUGAGAACAACAAAGCGGCCGUAGAUGACCCCGACUAUUACGGUAAUAAGAGGCUCGAGCUGGCGGGCUCGUUAUUGGCGCUGAUGUUCGAAGAUCUGUUCAAAAGGUUCAAUUGGGAGCUGAAGUGUAUAGCUGAUAAAAUCAUACCAAAAGUAAAGGCCGCCCCGUUUGACGUAGUGAAACACAUGCGACCCGAUCUGAUUGCUAAUGGACUGUUCACAGCGAUUUCGUCGGGAAAUUGGACGAUUAAAAGAUUCAAAAUGGAAAGGCACGGGGUCACGCAGGUUCUCAGCCGUCUGAGCUACAUAUCGGCUUUGGGAAUGAUGACCAGGGUGAAUUCGCAGUUCGAGAAAACUAGGAAAGUCUCCGGUCCUCGCUCGCUGCAACCCUCGCAAUGGGGCAUGUUGUGUCCGUCUGACACCCCUGAGGGCGAAGGUUGUGGUCUUGUAAAGAAUCUCGCGUUAAUGACCCACAUAACAACCGAGUGUUCGGAAGAACCCAUCUCGCGGUUGGCCUGCAACGCCGGCGUCGAAGAUGUCAGGCUCCUGGGCGGCGAGGAAAUCAAUCAUCCAGCCGUCUACAUGGUGUUCUUAAACGGCAACAUUCUGGGCGUGACGCGACAGUACAAGAAACUUAUCCGAGUGUUCAGAAUGUUCAGGAGACGGGGGCUCAUCUCGUCCUUUGUGUCGAUCUAUCCAAAUCACGUUCAGCGCACUGUGUACAUAUGCAGCGACGGCGGCAGGCUCUGUCGGCCGUACAUCAUUGUGGAGAAGGGCUACCCGCUGGUCCAGCAAAUACACAUUAACGAGCUCAACAGAGGCAUCAGGAAGUUCCAGGACUUCCUUAACGACGGCCUCAUCGAGUAUUUGGACGUGAACGAAGAGAACGACAGCCAUAUCGCGACCGUAGAAGCGGAGAUCGACCCCUACGUCACCACGCAUCUAGAAAUUGAGCCGUUCACAAUAUUGGGCGUCUGCGCCGGCUUGGUGCCCUACCCGCAUCACAACCAAAGCCCACGGAAUACCUACCAGUGCGCUAUGGGCAAGCAAGCCAUGGGAACCAUCGGAUACAACCAGAAGAACAGAAUUGAUUCGCUAAUGUACAAUCUGGUUUACCCACAGUGCCCAAUGGUGAAAACCAAAACGAUAGAAUUGACAAAUUUCGAUAAGCUACCAGCUGGCCAAAAUGCUACAGUCGCUGUAAUGAGCUACAGUGGAUACGACAUCGAAGACGCUUUGAUCCUGAACAGAGCGUCCAUCGACCGCGGAUAUGGACGCUGUCUGGUGUACAAAAGUGCAAAGACUACCAUGAAGCGGUACAGCAACCAGACGUCCGAUCGUAUAUUAGGCCCCUCAAAGGAGGCCAGCACGGGAAAAAUAAUAAAGGCUCACGAGGUCCUCGACUCCGACGGGAUCGCGGCGCCCGGUGAAAUGGUGGAAAAUAGACAGGUCCUUAUAAAUAAACAGAUGCCGCCGGCGACCAUAAACCCCAUCGGUCAGAGCCAGCCGCAACAAAUCGAGUACAAAGACGUCCCAAUCACUUACAAAGGCCCCGUCGAGUCGUACAUAGAGAAGGUAAUGGUGUCGUCUAACGCGGAAGACGCGUUCCUGAUCAAAAUACUACUCCGGCAAACCAGGGUCCCGGAGAUCGGCGACAAGUUCAGCUCCAGGCACGGGCAGAAAGGCGUGACAGGUCUAAUAGUCCAACAGGAAGAUAUGCCGUUCAACGACAAGGGGAUAUGCCCGGACAUGAUCAUGAACCCACACGGUUUUCCCUCCCGCAUGACGGUUGGAAAAACAAUAGAAUUGCUCGCCGGCAAAGCGGGACUCAUGGAAGGCAAAUUUCAUUACGGUACUGCGUUCGGUGGGUCGAAAGUCAGGGACGUAUGCAACGAGCUGGAGAAACACGGCUAUAACUAUCACGGCAAAGACAUAUUUUACUCGGGUCUCACUGGAGAACCCUUGGAAGCGUACAUUUAUUCCGGACCGGUGUACUACCAGAAGCUGAAGCACAUGGUGCAGGACAAGAUGCACGCCCGAGCUAGGGGCCCGCGCGCGGUUCUGACCCGGCAGCCCACCGAGGGCCGCUCCCGCGACGGCGGUCUGCGGCUCGGCGAAAUGGAGCGCGACUGCCUCAUCGGAUACGGUGCCAGCAUGCUGCUAAUGGAGAGGCUGAUGCUGGCGUCGGACGCGUUCACCGCAGACAUCUGCGGCUCGUGUGGGCGGCUGGCGAGCCGCGCGUGGUGCAACGCGUGCCGUUCCUCUGCCGCCGUCUCCACCGUCGAGAUGCCGUACGCAUGCAAGUUACUCUUCCAAGAGCUGGCUUCCAUGAACAUCGUUCCGAAACUCACUUUGAAGAAAUAUUGC
Iphiclides podalirius (scarce swallowtail) is the source of this 3402-nucleotide messenger RNA. The record is from the annotation of a GenBank genome assembly. Lineage: Eukaryota; Metazoa; Arthropoda; Insecta; Lepidoptera; Papilionidae.